Messenger RNA from Dama dama (fallow deer), 594 nucleotides. RefSeq names its product ribonuclease 7-like. Bases 124 to 594 code for a protein of 156 amino acids. Gene Ontology annotation, molecular function: RNA nuclease activity; nucleic acid binding. Gene Ontology annotation, biological process: defense response to Gram-negative bacterium; innate immune response; defense response to fungus. The transcript has 2 exons. The record is from RefSeq and is a predicted model, not a curated record. Lineage: Eukaryota; Metazoa; Chordata; Mammalia; Artiodactyla; Cervidae.
GGAGGCCCUCAGAGAUCUGAAGACCAGUGGAGGGAAGGUGUGUCCACUGAGUCGGCGUUGCAACAGGAAGACUCCUUGACGAGAGACCCCAGUCCUCCCUUCCAACUGUGCCCCCUAAGAGAGAUGGCGCCAGCCAGAACAGGAUUCUGCCCUCUGCUGCUGCUCCUGCUGCUGGGGCUGUGGGUGGCCGAGGACCCAGUCAGUGCCAGGCCUGGGAACAUGACCCCAGCUCAGUGGUUUGAAAUUCAGCAUGUGCAGCCCAGGCCUCAAGGCUGCAACGCUGCGAUGCGCAAAAUCAACAAGUUUUCCAAACGCUGCAAAGACCUCAACACCUUCCUACAUGAGUCCUUCUCCAGUGUGGCCACCACUUGUCAGACUCCCAACAAAGCCUGCAAGAAUCAUAAGAAGAACUGCCACCAGAGCCAGAAGCCUGUAUCCCUGACCGACUGUAAGCUCACCUCAAAGAGAUACCCAGACUGCAAGUACAAGGAGAAGAAACGGGUCGCUUCUUACAUCGUGGCCUGUGACCCUCCCAAGAAAGGGGACUCUGGGAAAUUCAAGCUGGUUCCUGUCCACUUGGAAAAAGUCCUUUAG